AUGUCGUCUCCACACGAAACCAGAGUCCAAGACUUUGCAUCCGCUCCACCCGCUCCCGACCAGCCAGAGCGGUCUGCCUCAGAUUCGGCCGCGCCUCCACAUUUGACCAUCGAUACACAGCUCGACGAGCAGAGACGUCGCGGCCGCUCUGCAACUGCCACAACCGCGACUGCGGCACAUCCCAACCCAGAGGAACUCCUUUCCCCUGAUCGCUUCUCGGUAGACUCGACCCUGCGCCGACGCAUAACGCGCUCGCACACGGUAAAGCACUACAGUCCCCACCAGUCCCCUACGCGCCCAUACCAGCACCAGGAGCCAGGUGCUGAGCCGGGUGUCGACACAAAGAACGAAACCGAAGCAGCCAACUACCACCACCUCUACGCGCGAUGCCAAAUUACCGUUGUAGACUUCUCCGACGAGCGCGUCGAGUGCCAUGAACUGGACAAUGAUACACUCGAGGACUUUCUCAACUACCCAAAAGAAGACUGGGUGGCAUGUCGGUGGAUCAACGUCAACGGCUUGUCCUGGGACGUGAUUCGCACCCUGGGAAACCACAAGCAAUUGCACAGGCUGGCGAUUGAGGAUUUGAUGAGCACCCAGAGCAGGACCAAGGUGGACUGGUACUCUGACCAGGCCUUCUUGCUCCUGACUCUGUCUAAGCUUGUCCGGACCCCCAUGGACGAGGACUUCGAGAGCGACUCUGAUUCCGACUCUGACGACAGCGAACGACGACGGCACAAGGCCCGAUCACGGUCCCGCUCGCGCCAUUCGCAGAAGAAGAAGAAGAAGCCCAAGAAGCCAUCGCUGUUCAAGACGGCAAAGAAUCUGCUCUUUCCCAAGAGCGAGGCCAACAAGCAGACGCGCCAGGAUGAGAUGAUGAGCACACUAGACGGCCUGGAGAAGCAACUUGACGGCACGCCUUUCGAAAAGGUCAAAAUGUCCACUCCCCCAGCGACCACCGCCGUACGCACUCUCCAACGAUACCGCGGUGGUUACAACCUCGAUCGGAUUGUCUAUCUCGAACAGCACUCGGCCCUCACCGAAAAGCACCUCACGGUUAGCGUGGAGCAAGUCAGCAUCUUCUUGCUAGCCGACAACACCGUAAUCUCCUUCUUCGAGCACUCAGCCGACGACGUCGAAGACAUGAUUCUAAAACGUCUCCGAACAGAAGACACCAUCCUCCGCCGCAGCCAAGACAGCAGCAUGAUUGUGCAAGCCAUCAUCGACGCCAUUGUCGAUCUCGCCAUACCCGUGGUCGCCGCCUACGAAGACGCAAUGGGCGAGCUGGAACUCGACGUCUUGGAGGACCCUGAAUUGCACCACUCUCAGCUCCUCUACCUGCUCACUUCUGAACUGUCUAUCCUGAGAAAUACCAUUCAGCCCAUCGUCUCGCUGAUCAACUCUCUCCGCGACCACAAGGCUGAUCCCAUGGCCCAGGCUGUGCAGGCUAUGACUAUGAAUUCGCAUCCGUCGUCGAAUAAUCUCGCUACUCGCAAGACAAUGUCUAGCAUCAAUAUUAGUCCUUUGGCACACACAUAUCUUGGCGACGUGGAGGACCACUGCAUCAUGAUUACGGCCAGCCUUGAUCAAAUGCGUCGCGCAGCCGACAACCUCAUCGACCUCAUCUUCAACGUCAUGGGCGCCUACCAAAACGAAAGCAUGAAGAUACUCACCGCCGUAACCAUCUUCUUCCUCCCCUUGACUUUCCUCGUCGGAUACUUUGGUCAGAAUUUCGAACGCUUCAAUGGCGUGCAACACCACUCGGACGCCUUCUUCUGGAUCAUCGCUGUGCCCGUCAUGGUUAUCACGCUGCUUGUGCUCAUGGCCGAUCGCAUUGCGAGGAAGGUGAGGGGCUGGAUGGGCAAGCUGAAACGUCGCGAGGCUAAGAGACGAGCGGUUAGGAAGGGGAAGGUGGGUGGGAAUGGCAUUUUGGGCGAUGGGAUUGGGUUGAGCAAUGGAUUGGUGGGUGGGAAUGGAUUACUGCGUAAGGAUGGAAGUAGGGGGAUGAGUCAAGCGCAAGGGAUGAGGCAAGGGCAGGGGUUGAGGCAUAAGAGGAGGCAGACUAUGUAUAGUAAGGGGAAUAUUGGGAGUUUCUAG
Messenger RNA from Alternaria postmessia, 2097 nucleotides. RefSeq lists its product as uncharacterized. Lineage: Eukaryota; Fungi; Ascomycota; Dothideomycetes; Pleosporales; Pleosporaceae. The coding region runs from base 1 to 2097 and encodes 698 amino acids. The transcript has 2 exons. The record is from RefSeq and is a predicted model, not a curated record. Gene Ontology annotation, molecular function: magnesium ion transmembrane transporter activity; magnesium ion binding; cobalt ion binding. Gene Ontology annotation, biological process: metal ion transport; transmembrane transport. Gene Ontology annotation, cellular component: membrane.